GGCGGUGAAAGUCAUUCGUGUUUACUUUACCGCAACUAUCCGUGGGCGGGUAUUGGGCGGUACUUGAUUAGAUUAGAUCAGCUCAGCAUUUCUAUAAAUCCUAAAACAGUUGAAUUAGAAAGCAGUAAGAAACAAAAACCCUAAAUUGAAAGGAAAAUAAAUGUCGAGCGGGUGGAGAAGAGCAGUGGGGAAUGUAAGGUCGUUUAUAGGGAAUUCAUUGGGAGGGCUGAGAGGAGGAAGUAAUGUAGCGUCGUGGAUCGUUGCAGGAACUUUAGCUUACUAUCUAUGGAUUAAGCCAUCACAAGAUCUUAAGCGACAACAAGAGGAAAGGGCAGCACUUGCCAGUUCUGAUCCUUAUCGUUACAUUGAGAAGCGGAAACCAAUUCCUGAUCCACAGGAAACUGGAUUGAUAUACGGAAAGAAGAAUAGAACAAACAAAUCAGAGGAAUAAUUUGCUAUAAAAAUCGCAUGCUUAUAUUGCUUGUAAGUUAGAUUUUGUUUAGUUACUGUUUUAUUAAUAGUAAAUCUUAUUUUUUUUCCCCUGCAAGUUGCAAUAAGAAAUGGAAACUUAAGUUUGUUUGUUGAGAACCUAAAUAAUUAUUAUGUCUAUUAUGUUAGCAUUGUGAAAUUUCCAAUUAAAUUGUAAUAUACUCGAAUUUCUUUCUCCCCCAUAUAGGUUAUUUUUUCAGAC
Messenger RNA from Populus euphratica (Euphrates poplar), 691 nucleotides. Its product is annotated as subtilisin-like protease. Bases 161 to 451 code for a protein of 96 amino acids. The record is from RefSeq and is a predicted model, not a curated record. Lineage: Eukaryota; Viridiplantae; Streptophyta; Magnoliopsida; Malpighiales; Salicaceae. The transcript has 3 exons.